AUGGGAAGUUCAGCUUCAAAAGCUGCAAGAAAAUACCCUCCUCAAGCAGCUCAGGCCGCCUUGAAGAAUGGCGCGAAAGCUCGCGCGCCUCCGGCCCCGGCUCAGACCGAGCAUCUAGCUGACAGCCAUCGCAGCGCAGCCAUUGAAAGAGAUGCAGGGGAUCCAGAUUUUAUGGCCAAUCUGAGCCGACUGGGGCAGGUACGAGUCGACCACCACAUGCAACCUGUUCGACUGCAAUCCCCCAGCACGACCAAACUCUUCGAAUCUCGCGCCGAGGCAGUAAACGAAUCGUCGCAACCCACGAGGAACAAGCUAUACGCGUUCGUCCUCAGCGACCUGCUCGACAAACGCAAAGCUGUUAAAACGAGGGCCGACCUGGAGAAGUUGGCGAAGGAGUAUAACGUGGAUGUGGACAAGCUGGAGGGCCUAGCUAGGUUCGUGAGCAGUCCGAGCAUCAGCAACUCGAAUGUACGGCCGGCGAAGGGCAAAUCGGAGGAGGAAGGCUUCAUUGCUACGGCAGUUUGGUUAGAACCUAAUCUUCGAGGUUCGUAG
Cyclocybe aegerita is the source of this 552-nucleotide messenger RNA. The record is from the annotation of a GenBank genome assembly. NCBI's taxonomy places the organism in Eukaryota, Fungi, Basidiomycota, Agaricomycetes, Agaricales, Hemipholiotaceae.